Molecule: messenger RNA, 2889 nt
Organism: Chelonoidis abingdonii (Abingdon island giant tortoise)
Lineage: Eukaryota; Metazoa; Chordata; Testudines; Testudinidae
Product: Krueppel-like factor 5
Biological process (GO): regulation of transcription by RNA polymerase II
Molecular function (GO): RNA polymerase II cis-regulatory region sequence-specific DNA binding; DNA-binding transcription factor activity, RNA polymerase II-specific
Source: RefSeq, a predicted model, not a curated record
UGCACCUGGAUUCCUAAGGAUUAGCAACAGGCUUGCUUCCGAGUUCUUGAAUCCCUUCCAGCUUUGUCCAAAACCUUUUUUUUUUUUUCUCUUUUUAGUUUUUGGUUUGUAACACGCUAAGAAGGGAGGGGAAAGGGGACUGACUGCAGGAGGGAUGAGCAGCAGUGGGGUGGUUCUGAGCACCCCAAAUCUUGAAGAAAGUACAGUGUUUACGCAAUUAAACCCAGUCACAAUGUCCGGGGAGUCUGCUGAAGACACCUCGGUCUUUGAAGACAUCAAACCUGCUAUAAGGAUCUUGGAAAACCAACAUGAGUUGGCGCAGCUUACCCCAUUGAGGAUGGAGCAGCGAAUGCAGCUUACUAUGGAGGCACGUUCUGAAAUGGACAAGUACCUCUCCAGUCAGCUGAUGCCAGUUCCAAUGGUGCCAGACAAGAAGUACCGCAGGGAGAGCGCCUCUGUGGUAGAUGAGUUCUUCUCGACAGAGAAGCCCUCCUCCACACCAUACAGCGUGAACAUCAAUGUGAUACUGCCUGACACCACACACCUGCGAACCGGGCUCUACCGGCCAACCAAACCCCUCACCUCAUUCCCACAGAUCAAAACAGAGCCUGGCACCAGCUUCACCCAGCCCUGCUCAUCCACGGCAGGCUCGACGCAGACGCUGCCGGAUUUCACCAGUGUCUUCAGCAUGCCUCAGUCGGUGGCGGUGAACAAUAUCUUCAUCAAGCAGGAGAUGCCCUCGGAGAUCCCUUUGUCUGGCAGCCCGCAGCAGGCCCAGCUUUACCAGAUGCCCAUUGGAAAUGGUGAUGCGGAUGUCGCCACAAUGGUGCCCUCUACUGGCAGCACCACAGCCAUCAACACCAUCAGCGGCGUCACCAUGUCCACAGGCAGUGCCAUGCUCCCCAGACCCAUCCAGCCUGGCGGACAAGUGAAGCACUUCCAAAAUGUCUCCCAAGGUCAGGGGAACUUCAACAUCACGGGGCAUUUCUACCCUGUCCCAGGACUAAACCUGCCCCCUUCACCUCCAAACUCACAGCCUGGCAGCCCUGAGAAUCAGCCUGAGCUCAUCAACACCAUCUCGCCCCCACCCUCCUAUGAAGCCACAUUUGGACUGAAGCUGGUACAGUCAUCCCAGAUCCCCACACUCCCAAAUGGUCUCGGGACCCUGUCCCAAGGGCACAUUAUUGUGCCAACCCCCAAAUACAACAGACGCAACAACCCAGAGCUGGAGAAAAGGAGGAUCCAUCACUGUGAUUACCCAGGUUGCACGAAAGUUUACACCAAGAGUUCCCACCUGAAGGCACAUCAGAGAACUCACACAGGAGAGAAGCCAUACAAAUGCACCUGGGAAGGCUGCGACUGGCGCUUUGCCCGCUCUGACGAGCUUACCCGGCACUACCGCAAGCACACAGGAGCCAAGCCCUUCAAGUGCCUAGCCUGUGGGCGCUGCUUCUCCCGCUCCGACCACCUGGCUCUGCACAUGAAGAGACACCAGAACUAGUGGCAGAGCUCCUGCUUCACCCUUGCCUCCCUUCCAGGAGCAGCUGGGACACCUUCUUCUUAGACGGAUGACUCUUCUUGUACAUAGGAACAAAACCAUGCUGUGAUCAAAUGGCAAUGUGUGAGCUCUGCGCACGCUUCCUCCUUGUGCCCUGUCACCAAGGUACUCUUAGUUAAAGGAUGAUUAAAACUAUAUCUGUAUCCUGGCCAGGAUCCCACUUCCUGACCAGGAGAUGUUCCUUGGACUCCAGGACUCUUCCUUCCAGUGAAUUUGCUAUUUAUUUUUCACUCUGAAGCAAUUUUCCUUUUUGUCUCAAACUCUUUGGAGCCUUCCCUUCCCUUUUGGGGUCUGCCUCUGGUUGGGAAUGAGCAGAAAUAUGUCGGGCAGAUGCACCACUGGGUUAGCCAGCUGUUGGGAGGGCUUUAUCAAGUUCUUUGUGGAGCCUUCUUGGACUGAGCUAUUCCAUAACCAAGUUGCCACCAGCAAUGUAGCACACAGGACAUCCAGGCCAUGCAAGAAUAGCAGUGAGUGUUCAUGGAUUGUUUGGAAAGUCGGGUCUUUAGUCUUCACCCCUGUGGUUGCAAGAAACAAGGGCAGGAAAACUUAUCCCCAAGAAGUGCUGCCACAGCUGGGACAGAUCCGAAGCAGACAACAAAGCUGUUGUUCAUGCUCCACUGAGACCAGCUGAUAUUUUCUGCAAGAAAGGUGGCUUUGGGUUGUGAAUUCCUAGAUUUCUUUGCCAGGCAUGUCCAACAAUUGGCCCUUAGCAUUUUUGCUUGGAGGAUGGUUUUGGCUUCUGCUCUCUCUGUUGUGAGAACCAGGUUGGCUUUCAGGGGCAGGAAGUGGCCAGUCCCCAUGAAGAAAAAAAAAAAAGAAGACACACUGGUUUCCCAGAAUGCACUGUGCCUUUGAUUUCCAAGGAUACAUUGAGUGGGGCCCCCCUCAGGCCUCAAACACAAGAGACUGGUCGUUACAAACCACUUUUUCCUGUUGUCAUUUGUGCAUUUUACCACGUUCAGAAAAGCAGCUUUGAAAACGAACUUGUGCAAACUGUGAUCAUGUUACCUACCUCACAGGUUCAUGGCCCCACGCUCUGCAAGGAACCUUCACUUGUCUUCCUCAGAACGCCUCGAUGUGCAGCGUACAGGGGAGACCCCUGGAGCACAUUAAAAGUUAAACGUGGGCAGAGUAAGAAUAGGCUAUGCCCACUGAAACUGCAGCAAUGUAGUAGAUAAGAAACAAAUCAGGACACGUAAUCAGCCUAGCAUGUUCAACAGUACUUUGAUUUUUCCUGGUGAACAAAUGUAAAUAAUGUACAGACAGUGAUGUGUGAUAGAAAAUCAACCAAUAAGCAAAAUCACAUGGGCUGUGGAGUUUCUGGAAACUCA